AUGGUUCAUAUGGAUAAUAAUCCUUCUUUAUCCUCUUCUACGGCAACCUCGGAGAGUUCAAUGAAUAUUACUGUCGCUGUAAGAUGUAGAGGUAGAAAUAAACGGGAAAUUGAUGCAAAAAGUCCUGUAAUAGUUUCUGUUCCUAACACUACCGCUUCUAUCAACCAUGCAUCAACUUAUCCUAAUGAAGUUUCUGUUAAUACAACUGAUGAUAUAGGUAUAACUGCAAAAUUAAAUUCGAAGACAUAUAAGGUUGAUAAGGUUUUUGGUCCAAAUGUCUCACAGGAAGCCCUAUUUAAUGACAUCAUUAUACCGUUAUUUAAUGAUUUUAUUAAAGGCUAUAAUUGUACUAUUUUAGUAUAUGGUAUGACAUCCACGGGGAAAACUUAUACCAUGACGGGUGACGAAAAUAAUAAUUUUAUUAUAAAAGAUAAAUUUGUAUCACGUAACAACAUAAAAUUAAGUGAAUCUGCAGGUAUAAUACCAAGAAUACUUUGUAGAUUGUUUGAUACAUUAGAAUAUGAGAAAAAUAUUUUAAAUUGUAAUAAUAGUCAUAGUAAUACCAUUAAUGAUAGCACAGGUACAAAACAAGAUAUAGACUAUGUUGUCAAAUGUUCGUUUUUAGAACUUUAUAAUGAAGAAUUAAAAGAUUUAUUAUACGAUACAACUGGUUCAAAUUCAAAUGAUACUAUUAUACCGCCGAGUAAAAAAUUAAAAAUAUUUGAUAAUAAUGGAAAUAACAACAACAACAGCAGCAGCAGCAGCAAUAAUAUCAUAAAUUUAAAGAGAGAUAAAAAUAAUAAAUUUAAAAGAUCAAGAAAAUCUAUGUCAAAUAGAAGUUCUUUGCCUAUAUCAUUAGAAAAAUCUAAGACUUGUAACAAUACUAAUACUAAUAAUAAUAAUAAUAAUGUAACUACUACAGAAAUAUAUAUUCAAAAUUUAAGAGAAUUUCAUAUAAAUAAUGCUAAAGAUGGUUUAUUACUUUUACAAAAUGGAUUAAAACAAAGACAAAUGGCUUCUACUAAAAUGAACGAUUUUUCUUCAAGAUCGCAUACAAUUUUCACUAUUACCCUCUAUAAAAAAUUUAAAGAUCAACUAUUUAGAUUAUCAAAACUAAAUUUAGUUGAUUUGGCAGGUUCUGAGAAUAUAUCUAAAUCUGGUGCAAUCAAUUUAAGAGCUAAAGAAGCAGGUUCAAUUAAUCAAAGUCUUCUAACUUUAGGUAGAGUCAUUAAUUCUUUAUCUGAAAUUAAUGAAAACAAAAAAGAUGAAGAUACUACUACUACAAAUAAUAAUAACAACAAUAAUGAUAAUGAUAAUAUAAAAAAGGACACUAAUAAUAAUAAUAACAAUAAUAAUAUAACAAAAAAUAAAACAAAAAAUAUUCAUAUUCCUUUUAGAGAAUCCAAAUUAACUAGAUUAUUGCAAGACUCAUUGGGUGGGAAUACAAAGACUAUUUUAAUUGCUACAAUAUCUCCUGCUAAAUUGGUGUUAGAAGAGACUUGUAGUACAUUGGAAUAUGCAUCAAAAGCUAAAAAUAUUCAAAAUAAACCUCGCCUAGGAUCCUUUAUUGUAAAAGAUAUGUUAUUAAAAGAUAUUACACAAGAAUUAGUUAAAUUAAGAGCAGAUUUAUGGUCUACAAAAUCAAAGGAUGGGAUUUAUAUGUCACAAGAAAAUUAUAAAAAUUUAAUGAAUGAAAUCGAAAUGAAUAGAAAUGAAAUUAAAGAAUUAAAACAAAAUAAUAUUAAUUUAGAGAGAUCUAAUACUGCUCUAUUAGAUGAAAAUAAAAGAGUAAAUGAAUUAUUACAAAGACAAAAUGACAAGAAUACAAUUAUAUCAGACCAAUUGAUUCAAAUUAGAAAACAGAAUGAUAAGAAAGAUAUCCAAUUAAACGAUUUAAAAAUCACUUAUGAAGAUUUAAAUAAAUCCUUUCUUCAAUUAAAUCAAAACUUUAAUAAAAUCAAAGAAAAAGAAACUAAACUAAAAUCAAAUAUUGAAUCGGUUUUAGAUUUGGAAUUUCAUUCUCUAGAAGACAGUAUUAUGUCACAAUUAAAGAAAGAUCAAACAUUGAUAACAAAUAAAAGUAUUAAUAAUAUUGGUCCAAAUAUCCAAACAAUUAAGGAUCAGGUAAUUCAAUUACUGCAAAACACAAAGGAUAAAGCUGUAUCAUUAUACAAUUCUUGUAUUAAUGACUUAUUAAAAGAAACUCCAACAAUCUUCAAUCAAAUAAACGAUAAUAUAACAAGUAUCAAAGAUAUGACUACAAUAUAUUAUAAUGAUAUGGCAGAAAAAUUAUCAGAUUUAAGUGAAGAAAAUAACACAUUUAAACAAUUCCUCGAUAAACAGCUAUUAAUAAAGGAUAAUAUAAUUAAUAAUAAGACUCCAUUAGAGAAUGAUAUGAUUAAUCAACAUGUGGAAGAUACUUUAAGAACUUUAGAGUUAUCAUCAAAUAAUUUAAUUCAAUCAUUACAAUCGAUGAUUAUAGAACAUUUCAACAAUAAUAGAAAUUUGUUAACUUCUACUGUAGACAAUGUCACUAAGAGUGUCUUUGAAUGUGAUAAUAAAGAAUUAAAGCCCUAUUUUGAUAAGUGGCAAAAUUCAAUAGAGUUAAUAAACAAAUCAGAUUCUAUUAAUAAUAAAUAUUGGAAUCAAUUAAAUACACAUGUUGAACAAGUGACAAAUGUAAUACAGAAUUCCAGAAGCUUAAUAGAUAAUUCAAUAAAAGUGAUUCAGAAUCAAGAUAUUCUAAGUGAUCAAAAUAUGAAUAUUAUUGAAAAGAUUAAUCAGGAUAAAAUAAUUGAUAAAAAUUUCAAGACUAUUAACAACAAUAUUAAUAUAUUAGAUCAAAAUGUUCAAAAAGAUUUUGAAUUUAAGAAAAAAUCCAUAGGAAUGAUACAAGGUAUGGAGAAAAAGAUACGGGCCAUUAUACAUGAAGAGGUAGAGAAUUUAAUUAAUAAUGAUGAUGAUAAUAUUAUUAUUAACAGUGGGAAGAAUAUUGAGAAUCUUAAAACUUUUAGAAGUAUUAAUAAUUUACAAGAACAAAAAAAUGAGCUACAAAUUACUGUACCUUUAAGACCAACAUCAUUAGUAAAUACAGAUUAUAAUGGAUCUCUCAUACCGAGAUCACGAUCUGUUAGUCCAAAAAAAAAGAUUAUUUAA
This is a messenger RNA of Arxiozyma heterogenica, 3156 nucleotides long. RefSeq names its product kinesin motor protein CIN8 (gene CIN8). The transcript has a single exon. Lineage: Eukaryota; Fungi; Ascomycota; Saccharomycetes; Saccharomycetales; Saccharomycetaceae. Gene Ontology annotation, molecular function: minus-end-directed microtubule motor activity; plus-end-directed microtubule motor activity; ATP binding. The record is from RefSeq and is a predicted model, not a curated record. The coding region runs from base 1 to 3156 and encodes 1051 amino acids. Gene Ontology annotation, biological process: spindle elongation; mitotic spindle assembly; microtubule-based movement. Gene Ontology annotation, cellular component: nucleus; spindle microtubule; mitotic spindle.